AGUCGGGCUGUCCGAGCGGCGCGGCCGUGGAGCACCCAGGAGCUGGCUGUCGCGGGGGUGGCGGGGACGCGAGCCGGAGGGCUGCGUGGGGUGCAGAGCAGGCGGCCGCACAGCUUCACCUUCCUCACGGAGCCCGGAGCCGACUUAGAGCGAUUGCAGUGAGGCGACAGCCCCGGUGUACACCCGAGAAGAAGCGGCCGUGGCGGCGGUGGCGGCGGCCCCAGCCAUGCUGUGCUAUGUGACGAGGCCGGACGCAGUGCUGAUGGAGGUGGAGGUGGAGGCAAAAGCCAACGGCGAGGACUGUCUCAACCAGGUGUGUCGGCGAUUGGGGAUCAUAGAAGUUGAUUAUUUUGGACUGCAGUUCACCGGCAGCAAAGGUGAAAGCUUAUGGCUGAAUCUGAGAAACCGGAUCUCCCAGCAGAUGGACGGGCUGGCACCUUACCGGCUCAAACUGAGAGUCAAGUUCUUUGUGGAGCCCCAUCUCAUCUUACAGGAGCAGACAAGGCAUAUCUUUUUCUUGCACAUUAAAGAAUCCCUCUUGGCAGGCCACCUCCAGUGCUCCCCAGAGCAGGCAGUGGAGCUUAGUGCCCUCCUGGCCCAGACCAAAUUCGGAGACUACAACCAAAACACAGCCAAGUACAACUACGAAGACCUGUGUGAGAAGGAACUCUCCAGCGCUACCCUGAACAGCAUUGUUGCAAAGCAUAAGGAGCUGGAGGGCAUCAGCCAGGCUUCUGCAGAGUACCAGGUUCUGCAGGUCGUAUCAGCCAUGGAGCAUUACGGCGUAGAGUGGCAUGCUGUGAGAGACAGUGAAGGACAGAAACUCCUCAUUGGGGUUGGACCGGAAGGCAUCUCAGUUUGUAAAGAUGACUUUAGUCCGAUGAACAGGAUAGCUUACCCUGUGGUGCAAAUGGCCACCCAGUCAGGAAAGAAUGUCUACUUGACCGUCACCAAGGAGUCUGGGAACAGCAUCGUGCUCCUAUUUAAAAUGAUCAGCACCAGGGCAGCCAGUGGGCUCUACCGAGCCAUCACGGAAACGCACGCGUUCUACAGGUGUGACACCGUCACCAGUGCCGUUAUGAUGCAGUAUAGUCGUGACUUGAAGGGCCACUUGGCAUCUCUCUUUCUCAAUGAGAACAUUAACCUUGGCAAGAAGUAUGUCUUUGAUAUCAAAAGAACAUCCAAGGAGGUAUAUGACCACGCCAGGAGGGCUCUGUACAACGCCGGUGUUGUGGACCUUGUCUCACGAAGUGACCAGAGCUCCCCCAGCUCACCUCUCAAGUCCCCCGACAGCAGCAUGAGCUGCAGCAGCUGUGAGGGUCUCAGCUGCCAGCAGACCAGAGUGCUCCAGGAGAAACUGCGCAAGCUGAAGGAAGCCAUGCUGUGCAUGGUGUGCUGCGAGGAGGAGAUCAACUCCACCUUCUGCCCCUGUGGCCACACUGUGUGCUGCGAGAGCUGUGCAGCCCAGCUGCAGUUGUGUCCAGUCUGCAGAUCACGUGUGGAGCAUGUCCAACAUGUCUACCUGCCAACCCAUACCAGUCUCCUCAAUCUCACAGUCAUCUAACGAGUCCUGCGCUUACUGGACAGGCCAGGUCCCCAGGAGCUGCAGUAUUAUAAACUAUAAGAAUAAGAACCUAGUGAGGAACUGUCUCACUGUCAAUGCCCAUCUGCCAUGAGACAUUUUCAGACACGAAGAAGAAAAGAGAAGCAAGAAUACAGCCAUUCCUCUUCUGUGAGUAGACGCAUCAGCCCCAGCAGCAACCAGGAAGAGCUCUGGGACAUAGACACAUUCCUUCUUGGACUUUGGGUUUUUUUAAUGAUCGAGUAAAGGAGUAGAUAAAAUAGUCUUUGUCAGUUAUGUGGUACCAUAGCCCAACAGUGGGUACCUUUUAGGAAAUGAUGUCAUACGUCUCCUUAACUUCUCCCAAGGCAGCAGAUUUUAUAAGAGUUUUAAAAUUUCCCUGGUUCUUUUUCUAUGGUCAUGGAGCGCUGAACAUUUUUAAUAGGAAUUUUUUCCUUAAAGAAAUGGUCCUUGUUAUAAUGUCAUUUCUGUCUUUAUAACUCAUUCAAGAAUGACUGGAAAGCUAGCAGAUUGAAAAGCAGUCCUGUGACUUCUCAAGGGUUAACAUGUUGUCAGAUUGAAACCAGUGUGUCUGAGAGGAAACAAGUAACUCAAUGUGGGUGACUUCUUAGUCCUUUUCCCACCCCCUAACCCCAUGCCUUUCGGUGAUAAAAUGUUACCAGUUUGGUUAAAUGACUUCCAUGGCAUAGUCAAGCACUCCCUAGGCUUUGGAGCUGUUGGAAUAUUUGGAGAUUGGAAAGGAAAGUUCACAGACAGACAGACAGACAGACAGGGCAAGAGUGCCAGAGAGGCUCCUGGUGUGCUCAGGUGGUUCUUCGUGUCCCCUAAGCACUCACUCCAGCUGCACCCAUGGGUGUCGCCUUGCCUGAAGAUCAAACUUCUACAGCCUUAUCAUAGGUCUCUAGCUAGUGUCUCCUUUGUGUGUGCAUUUGCUUUCGCUUUGUUCAUGUUUCUUGUCAAUGCUUCUGUAGUCAGUGUGUUGCCCCUGCCCUGCAUCUUUCAGAGGUGGGGUUAGUUUGUUCUGUUCCCAUGUUCUCAAUUGUAUUUCCACCCCCACUUGGGCAUUUUGGAAGCUAGUGAGCUAGGGGGUUUUCUAGGGUGUCAGGAAACCUAGCUGACCUCAUCGGGUGCAAUACUAGCUAAGUGAAAGCUAGAAACCUACACUGUCACUUUACUGAGAUUUCUGAGUCUAUGUUUCAUAUUGCCUUAAUGUAGCAGUAAUGUGUUUAUGCAUUUGUUUCUUUGCACAGACAUUUUGUCAGAUAUUAAAACUCUACUUUUUUAUGGCACAUAUUAGCAUAUAAGCCUUUAUUCCAAGAGGUAUUUAUUUUUUCACUUGUAAAAAAAAAAAUAAUGUUUCCACAUUUGAAAAAAAAAACAAACUCUGUUAUAUCCUAGAGGACUUCUGUCUUUUAUAUUCAGGAUAAUAAAGACUUUAAAGCGAA
Onychomys torridus (southern grasshopper mouse) is the source of this 3027-nucleotide messenger RNA. RefSeq names its product myosin regulatory light chain interacting protein (gene Mylip). Gene Ontology annotation, biological process: ubiquitin-dependent protein catabolic process. Gene Ontology annotation, cellular component: cytoskeleton. Gene Ontology annotation, molecular function: cytoskeletal protein binding; ubiquitin-protein transferase activity. The coding region runs from base 227 to 1564 and encodes 445 amino acids. Lineage: Eukaryota; Metazoa; Chordata; Mammalia; Rodentia; Cricetidae. The transcript has 7 exons. The record is from RefSeq and is a predicted model, not a curated record.